AGCAAACUGCAUGGAAACACAGCAGCUUCCGUUCUGUAACAGUCACUGUCAGCAGUUUGCAAUAACUGUUUGUUCAGAUUGGUUAUGUCAACACUGUUUUGUCGUAGUCAGUGUGAUUUAGACAUUGGGACUCUAAACGCUUUGAAUCAUGGAUGAUUCAGACACCGUCGCUAUUAUUGCGGAGGACCUGGAGUCGAGUGACUCCAGCAAAGUCUGUUUUUGUUUUAAGGUGCCACAAAACAAACGUUCACCGCCGUGUUCGUGUCCGUUUUCUGUGACCGUGGAGCCCGUUAUGUUCCUGUCCACGUUCUCCAUAGCUCUCCAGAUGCCUCUGUACACGCAGUACCUGUGGGAUCGUAUCAGUGAAGAUGUGGGAUAUAAUGGAACAAAGGGAGGGGGAUGUAAUGCAUCUACAGUCCAAGAUCCUCUGCAGAAGGAAGUGGAGACUCUGACUGCACACUGGAGCCUGUACAUCAAUCUGGGUGGAUUUGUAGUAGGGCUGAUCAUGGUGACCCUGCUGGGCUCCUGGAGCGACCAUGCAGGUCGGCGUCUCAUUCUGAUCAUCCCUUCCCUUGGCCUGGCUGUUCAGGCGACCGUGUAUUUGAUUGUAAUGUACCUGAAGCUGCCUGUGUUCUGGUUCCUCAUUGGGAGAAUCUGCAGCGGCCUGUCUGGGGACUUCAAUGCUAUUUUGGCUGGUUGCUUUGCAUAUGUGGCUGACACAAGUGCCAGGGGUUCUCGUACCUUUCGUGUGGCGAUACUAGAGGCUUGUCUGGGAUUGGCUGGUAUGUUUGCGAGCAUCAUCGGAGGACAGUGGCGAAGGGCACAAGGGUAUAUCAACCCAUUCUGGCUGGUAUUGGCCACAAAUCUUGCAACGGCCCUUUACGCAUACCUUUUUGUGCCUGAAACGGUGACCCCUGACCCAGAGGCGAAGCUCCUCUCCACCGAGCACCACCAGGCCGUCUACCGCCUUUAUACAUCUGAGGCACCACAGGGGCGCAGAACUAAACUCUGGUUGUACACUCUCUGCUUCUUUGUGGUGGUGUCUGUACAUUUCGGCUGCAGUGACCUCUAUGUGCUGUAUGAGUUGAGCUCUCCACUCUGCUGGGGUCCAGAGCUGAUCGGUUAUGGCUCUGCGGCCAAGCAUCUGGCCUACCUCACUAGCCUGACGGGGCUGAGGGCCAUGCAGUGCUGUCUGGAGGACUCCUGGGUGGCUUUAGUCGGCCUUACCUCUAAUAUAGUUGGCUUGAUUGUGUUUUCGGUUGCUAACACUACAGCUCUGAUGUUUACAGGAUAUGGGUUGUGCUUCCUUUUUAUGGCCUCUACCCCAGUCCUGAGAUCUAAACUGUCCAAGCUGGUGGACCCUUCAGAACAAGGUGCUCUGUUUGCUUCAGUGGCGUGUGUGGAAGGUCUGUGUUCACUAGUAUCUAGUGGGGUCUUUAACUCUCUUUACCCUGCCACACUACACUUCAUGAAAGGAUUCCCCUUUAUCUUUGGGGCCGUCAUCCUCUUUAUCCCAGCUGGCAUUAUCGGGGGCUUGGGUUGCCAGGAGAAGAAAGAGAGCAGAGAAAACAGAGAAGGCUCUGGAAUAUCCUGACACUGACAAUGAUGAAUUUUUUUUUUUUUUAAGAAAUUAUUUUAUUGAGUAAGGGCAGCCUUGCCAUCACAUAAACGCUAUUUUAUUUUUUAAGUUAAAAAUAGAAAGCACUUAUUUUAUAAUAGUAUUUUACAAUACAUAUUAAUGUUUUACUGUAUUUUUCAUUAAAUUAAUUCAGUCUUAAUUCAUAAGAGGCUGCAAUUUGUGAACCUCAUUCGAUUCCAGCAUCAGCAGUUUUGGACAUCAGCCAUUUACACUGAAAGUAAGCCAGUGGUAGAUAGAUUUAGCCAAAAAGUGUUAACACUGUGACUCUGUGGUGCUAUCAAAACAGUUUCUGACCGGCCAGACACCGCAACAUUAGCUCAACCAAUAGCGUGAGUUUGGGUCGGCUGAGUGUAGGAAGCUGUUUUUGUAAUUCUUUUUUAUGAAAAUUAAACAUUUAAAACUGUGAAUAUUAAUCAAGCCAUACUACAAAUUC
Carassius carassius (crucian carp) is the source of this 2072-nucleotide messenger RNA. RefSeq names its product solute carrier family 46 member 1 (gene slc46a1). Gene Ontology annotation, biological process: transmembrane transport. Bases 149 to 1594 code for a protein of 481 amino acids. The transcript is spliced from 6 exons. The record is from RefSeq and is a predicted model, not a curated record. Gene Ontology annotation, cellular component: plasma membrane. Gene Ontology annotation, molecular function: transmembrane transporter activity. Lineage: Eukaryota; Metazoa; Chordata; Actinopteri; Cypriniformes; Cyprinidae.